This is a messenger RNA of Varanus komodoensis (Komodo dragon), 17788 nucleotides long. RefSeq names its product CUGBP Elav-like family member 1 (gene CELF1). The transcript is spliced from 15 exons. Gene Ontology annotation, cellular component: ribonucleoprotein complex; cytoplasm; nucleus. The record is from RefSeq and is a predicted model, not a curated record. The coding region runs from base 8344 to 9846 and encodes 500 amino acids. Gene Ontology annotation, molecular function: mRNA 3'-UTR binding. Gene Ontology annotation, biological process: mRNA splice site recognition; regulation of alternative mRNA splicing, via spliceosome. Lineage: Eukaryota; Metazoa; Chordata; Lepidosauria; Squamata; Varanidae.
UUGGUUUUGUGGUUUUUGGGUGGGGGCUAGUGUGUUUGGAAAGUAAUACACAGAAUACUGUAUUAUGUGUAUAGUGCUUUUUGUUUCUGCCUCAGCAGUCCCUAAGGUGGUUUUCCUGGUUUUGCCCAGUCCCCAGCUGUGGAAAGGUUAAAAACCACUGAUCUAGAGGAUCCAGAUUCUCUAGAUCCAGGAUCUAGUCCAGAUCCAAGUGAUGAUGGAUGUCGGGUUGAUGAGUUGGACAAGACACUGUCUCAAAGGGUUCACACAGAGCUCUUGGCCACAGGAGAAGAAAACAUACUGCAUCAUUUAGCUGGACAUGAAGGCCAUGCAUUUUGCUCUUCUAGCUUUUCAGAAUUGUGUCGGAACACUUCCUGAUACACAUGGAGAGUGUGACCUCCAAAAGCCCAUGCGAUUCUUGUUAGAACUAUUCUUCAUAUAGAACUUUUUUAAUUUGGCUAUUUCAGAUAACAAAGUGCAUUUUAUGAAAAUGACACUAUUUUUUCUUUCUUUUUCGCCUUCCAUAACUAUGUAUUUGGAGUUAGUCUUUUUUAUUCUUUCCGCCCAGUCUGAGUAUAUUUUUUUCCCUGCAGCCUAAAGCAUAAUUGUUUCUUGAUUGCUGCCAUACAAUUGCUUGAUUGUUGAAGCUAAGAUUGGGCUAAUACAAUCUGGGUCAAAGCAAAGGCUGACUGGUGGGUACAUGAAGGGAUUUUGGUCCUAUGUAAAAUGUGAUACUUUACACUGCAUCCCUGGCAAACGUUAAAGUAUGUGGAUUUGUUGCUUUCCAUAUGCAGUAGUCCUUCAUAUAGUUCAUAGCCACAACAGUAGCUAUAGAAUUUGAACUGAUUUUUCUUUAAAAUUAUACAGUCCUGAAGAUGUGUUCAUUACUUUCUUAGGCACCUGGGUGCACUUACUGGCGGAUGUCUUGGAAUAUUUUUUCUAGAAAUGCUGCAUUCACUCACAUUCUGGUUAUUUGGAUAGCAGGUAUUUAAAUUUAGGAUCAAGGUUUAUGAAGAGGUCAGCCUGAUUGCUUAAGGCUGCCAUCUUACCCUGGAACCCACUUGCUAUAAUAACCCCAGCCUAUCAUUUAAAAAAGUUUUCCUAGAACAUGAUUUCCAAUAAAUGUCUCAGGCUUUACAUACCUUGAUUCUGCUCAUUUCCACAUUUCUGCUUGUGUUUCUUGCUGUCUGUUCCGCAGGAGAACAAGAAAGCAUGCAGGUUCAUGGACAUAUUGAUGUGUAACAACCACUUCAUACUACCUAUUUGUCUCCUUAUUAGCUCUUCAUUUUACUGUUAUUCAGCUAUUUGUCAUUUCUUUAUUUCUAAAUUAACUUGUGCAUGUGUUAACAAGAAGCAUAAAUUGCAUUAAUGUUUGACCCCUUUUGUCUACUUGCAUGUUACAUUUCUCCUAAACAUGAGAUCUGUGGCACCAAAGCUGAGCUGUCUAAAACAACCUCAGUGCUUUUUAUCUUUUGCCAAUACAGAGUAGCAAGGUCAUCUUUAUCUUAAUAUACCACCCCAUUCCCAUAAAUUCAUUCUUCUGGAUUGUGUCUGAAUUUAUAUGCCUUGUGCCUUUUUUGUGAAUUUAACUACUAUCAGAGCAACUGCAUAAGAUGUGUGUCCUGGUGUUUGCCCAUUUUCCAUGGUGUCCAUCUGCCUUUGAAAUUUUGCACCUGGAUGAACUUAAUACUUCCUUCCUAUUAAGAAUCUCUUGCAGCUGUUCAUAAUAUCUCAGUUAUCUUGGUUAUAUUAAUUGUACAUUUUUCUCACAAAAUAUAUUUUGCUUGAAUGAUUUUUCAGAAAAAGGUUUAAGUGCAUUCCAAUGCUGUCUGCUCAUUCUGAAUGAAUUAGGGGCCAUGUUAGUUACUAGUUUCUUUCAGCAACCCUGUAUGGGUAAAGCGGUUGGCUCUCUGUUCCCCCCUCAGAGAAUGAAGCUGAAGUUGUUCAUUGGUACAGAUUAAGCAUAUUGGUUAAUAGAAUGACUCACUUUGAGUUCACUUUGCAUUUUAACCAGCACUUCCAGUCUCAGUUGGUGUCUAUAUGGGUACAUUUUAUGAUGCAAAACUUGUUCAAGAGAAAAGGAAUAAUGUUUGUAUGGAAAAUUCUAGUCUCUGUAUCCAAAGGGGAAAUCAUAUUAAUCUACUGCAGUGAAAACAACAUGUCUUGUGUCACCAUAAAAAGAAACAAAUUUAUUCUGGCAUAAACACUGUUGAAAUGCAUUAUGAUCCAUGAAAGCAUACACCAGAAUAAAUUUGUUAGUCUUUAAGGUGCCACAAGACUCAGUUUCUGAUAUUGCUGUUGAACUGUGAAUGUAACUUGCUGACAAAGUACCUGGUUUAUGUUAGGCCAAAGGUUUAAACUUCGAAAAAGAAUGGAUAUUUUUAAUGGGUGAUUUGCCCUCUGAGCUGUAGUUAGGCCUUAGAGAAGCCAGAAUACAAAUCCUAUAUUAGUGAUCUUUCUGCCUCCAGUGACUUAAGUGAAAAGGGCUCAUUCUGGAUGCAGUAACUGUGGAAAGUAAAUAUUGAAUGUUCACCUACUGUGAUUCUGCAUCCACCAUUUCAUAGUUUGUUAAUUUAUAAUAUAAUUUGAGCUACAUUUAUUCACAAUUAGGCUGCUUAUUCCAUAUCUGUUUACAUUUGUAUUUUACCCUAUUCUUGAGGCUUUUGCCAGUUUCCACAGAUAUUUAUAAUUUUGCACAGGAGAAGGAAAAAGAACAGAAGAAACAGACAAUUCCAUAAAUAACUGCAAGAUAGGAUUCUUGGCACUGAAUGGUACAAUGGAACUGAAAGUUAGGAUGGAGUCUGUGCUGAGAAAAAGGGACAUCAAGACCUCAUCUGCUCUGAGUUCUCUUGGCUGUUGGAUGGGCACAUGCUAACCUUUCUCACUUUGGGUAGCUGAUGCUUUAGGAUGAAUGUUUUCACAUUGACUCACAAGACACAGGGUUUGUUCUGCUAUAAACUUCUCCACUACAUAUAUGAUUGGUUCCUGUCAUUUUAUUGUAAAAAUGUGUGUGUGUAACAACAUAAGAUCCAUGGUAGAUUAGACUAUGAUCCAUCUAGUAUGGCAUUCUGUUCAUACAGCACGCAGCCAUGUCCACCCAAUUAGGACAUGAAUACAGGAGCAACUUCCCAGUCAAGUUACCCAGCAACGUUCAUACAUAUAGGCAUGGUGCUUCUGAUGCUGGAAGCACAUAUAGCCAUCAAGAGUAGUAGCCAUUAAUAGUCUUCUCCAUGAAUUUGUCUAACCCCCUUUAAAGCCAUCCAGUUGGUGACCAUUAUUACAUCUUGUGGUAGUGAAUUUCAUUGUUCAGCUAUGUGCUGUUUUCCUGUCAUCUUUUUGCUGACAUUCAAACUGACUCUCAAAUUCUUGUACAGGUUUAAUGACCAUGAAUCAGUAUACAAGACAUUACUACUAUACAUUAGACCAAGUUUGAAGAUGCUGAUUGGGCUGGAUCCCUUCUCAAACCUUCCCAGUGCCUUAGUUCUAUCUCCUGAGUAUGCCUGUUUACUGCUAUCCUGUCUCCAGUUCUGUCUGUCUAUCCCCCAGUCCCUGGUAUUGCCAGACAAUGAAAGCAUGCACUGUCACAGUGAUCACAUGGAGUUGCUAACAAAUUCAUGUAACGGUUCCCCUAUAUCUUGAGAAAGGAUUUAUACAGUUUCAAGUCCUCAUGAAUAGCACACAUCUUUCUUUGGUUUCCUUCUUGCCAUGUUAUCCUCUCUGUGCUUUGGCAACUUCACAUGCUAGAUAGGUAUAUCUUGGGUAUUUGCUGUGCAUCCCUUUCUCUUAUCAAAGUUCAUGCACAAUUGGUCAACAUGUAUUUAUAGCCCUAACACCACAUCACAAUUUUCACUUACAUACUGCUGUCCUUGGUACAGGUAGUUAAAGGGUAUGUGUAGGCAGAAAGUAUGUAUGUGUUUGGUGUUGAGAGAAGUUUCUUGGUCAACAGAGGAGUAGAACCAACAGUUUGAGAGAGCAGAACUAAUGAAGUUUAUUUCUGCCCCUGAAGAAAGAAGCCCCUUCAAUAUUGCUUUUGCCAAGAGUAGAUUUUUGAGAUUAUCCAAGCUGGAAGUAUCAGCUAAAAAGAAAAUGAAAGAAAGAAAAAGAGAACAGUAUGCCACCCUUUUCCAUUUCUCCAAGAUGGAGCAGCUAUUGGGGGUAUCCUUUCUACUUAUUUAAAAAUAUUUCUGUGCCAUCUGUCAUGUCAAAACAGGAUCUACAACAAUAAUAACUAUAUUAUACAAAUAUCAAUAGAUAUACAAAAAUAACCCACACAUGCUAAAAUAUAACCAGUAAUCAUGAGCUGUAAUUAAGAAUGACAGGCACCUCAAAUAAUCAUACAAUGAAUUCAUCAGAAUACGCUCAAGCUACGUUCCUACAUAGGAAAUGUAACCCUGUCCAGAAGAGGCAAACUGCCUAGUUCUAUAACACAAAGGCCCUAGGGUCUCUGUCUUGCCACCAUUCAGUCUCAAUGUAUUGUCCCCCAUGCAGCCUGCCACCACAUCCAUAUAUUGGACCUCUCUGAUCCAAAAAUAACAAGCAAAGUGCUGGGUACACUUGAUCUCAACAGUUCCAUAUAGAUUUGAAUAGCAAUGGAGAGAAAGUGAUAACUUUGUACUCCUGGCAAAAUUGCUAGGGCAGCAAAAAUAAUCAUUCCAUACUAUGAACCACUGUAUAACACUUCCCUGCUACCAGACAGAACUAUAUGAUACCACAGUCAAUAAUAUCAAAAACAACUGAGAGAUCAAGCAAAAGUAAGAGGCAUGCACACCUACAUCUUUCUUUUGAGAAAGGUCUUGCUCAGUUUGACCAAAGUUGAUUCAGUACCAGUAGCAGGUCUGAACCCAGAUUGAAAUAGUAUUAUCUUAUGCUUACACACGUUUUUGGGCUGCCAAGGAUACUGGGCAAAGAGUUGCCUGUGCUGCUGUUUUAAGCCUUGUAUCUCUUUAGCCACUUUAACAAGCGGCUGAAUUACUGAAUGUAAAAGUUGGAACUGUGAAACUGUACACUACUGCAGACAGAUUUGCCUCAGCUGGUUUGUUGUGGGAGGUCUGUGCAUUGUUUUUAGACAUUUCAGUCUCAUAGUUAAUACAUCAUGGAGAAUCAUGCGUUUGCUUUCCAUUUUCUUGUAACGUUCAGAAUAAGGCUCUGGCUACAGCUAAGCAAUUUUCUACUUUGUAUGUAACCACCAAAAUACAAAUAAUUGACAUGCCUACUUUUCCAUUUUGUGAGUUAAUACAUUGAGUGCCAGUAGCUGCCUUGAAUACACUUUUUUUUAGAAAGAAAGCAGAGUACAAAUAAAUGCACCCUAAGUUUUGUAUUUAGAAUGCUACAUUUUUAACACCAGCUGAUGACUUAAACUCUUGAAAAACUGUGUGCAAUGUGUAUUAGAAAAAGUAUCAGAACAAGUGAUCCAAGCAAACUUUUCAAAUGAAGUAGGCUUCAUUUCCAGUGAAGCCUACUUCAUGAUUCCUUUGUCAAGCAGUUGAUCCUUAAACUUAUUUUUUUUUAGUAAAUUCAAGAUACUGAACCUUACACUUGAAGAAAUUAACACUUUCCUUCCACUGCAACAAAGUAUGUUAACUUGAGAAGAUGUUAGAUAAGUUUACUUAAUUAAACAAUUGUUGCUCAUUAAUAACAUGAAAAGAAGGUGCUGAAUGAGACCAAACUGACCAGUCAUAUAUGUAGGAGGCCUACAGGCCAGGACAUGAGAGCAAUAAUCUUUUCCUGCUGUUGUUUCUAAGCAACUGGAAUUCAAAGGCAUUCUGCCUCUGGUCCUGGAAAUAGCAUAUUGCCACCAUGACUAAUUGCUAUUGAUAAAUUUAUCACUAUUUAUCUUCACAUGUUUUGGUAGCAAAUUCCAUAGAUAAUUUAUAUGCUGUUUGGAGGGGGGGCACGUCUUUUUGUCCUGUAUCUCCGGUCACCUCUGCUGAGUGGCCUCUGGAAUCUUACAAUAUUAGACAGAGAAAAGACUUACCUCAUCGUUCGCCAUAGCAUUCAUAAUUUGUAUAAACUUCUGCUAAUAACCAUCUUUAUUAGACUAAAAGCCUCCAAACAUAACUUGUGAUUGUAGUGCCAUUAGUCCAGCCCACUGUACAUUUUAGUUCUCUGUUUUCUCAUCUUCUGCAUAGAGCAAGGGUGUGCAACCUGUGGCCUUCUUGUUGGAUUACCAGCUCCUAACCAUUGACCAUACUAGCAGGAGUUGAGAGAAGUUGGAGUCAAACAGCAUCUGGAAAGGCACAGGUUGCCUGACCCUAACAUAGAGCUAAUAUUUACCAUAUUGAAGUCGGAUCAUUGCUGGUAGUCCUAGAAAAGAAAAGUUAAGCAUCUCUUUGAGGGUCAUACGGAAGCUGGAGAUGGAUGCAAGACGCACAUGGCUAAAAUUGCCAAAAUCCUAUUCACUGAAAUAAUCUGUGGUAUACCUUUUACUUCCUGGACCUAUGUUGUGUUUGUCUUUACCUUCAAAAUAUGUAGGAAAGGGCAGUUCAUUUGCUAUGGGAUGGUAAAGGGCAAAGAUGGUCUGAACACUCAGUAGUAGAUGUGGAAACAUUACCAAAUAUAAUCAGUAUUUUAAAGGUGGUAAGCCUGGAAUCUGAUGUACAAUUUGUGUUAGGGUUGUAAAGCUUGAAUGUGAAAUAAACCUAUAUGAAUAUGGGAAAAAUCAGUUUGGAAAAGAUGAAGAACUUUGGCAAAAUAUCAGGAUCUGAGACAUUGGAACAUAAGGAUGUUGAAACUGACAAUUUCUUAUUUAAUUGUGCACUUCUAUGAAAAAUUCUGCUAAUAAAUUCAUAUUUCGUAAUAUUUAGAAAUGGACUUCUCAGGCCAGGAUUGUCUGAAUCCUCAAUUCUUUUCAUAUGUGAAUUUGGAAGCCUUGCAGAUAUUUUCCUUUGGAACAUGUCUAUAGAUAUAAAUUCAGUACUGAAGUAAAGACUUGUUCUAUCCAGCAAUUGGAAUCUGGCCCAGAAGCAAAUAGCAAACAUGUCAUCUAGAUACAUAUAAUCAUAUUGCACCAUCUCACAAAAUUAACUUGCCUCCUAUUAGGAACUCACGAUAUCUUUGAAACGGACAUCAUUAUACUAUCUAAAGGAAUAUUUAAGGCCUCAUACAAACACCUUUUGGAUAGAAAGCUUGAUUGGAAGCUAUGAAGCUAGUUUGUGUUCCUUCUGCUCUAUUGCACACAACUAUCUUCAUGGAUCUGACACAGUGUUUAUCUGACAGUGCACUCAGUACUGCUUCGCCAGGGAAAAUUGCACAAAACAAGCCCAGUGCAUCAGCAUUUUUAUUGUGUACUGAGCUGAGUUCUCUUCACAUGGUCACAUCCCCUUUUUAAUCCUGGUCCCCAUGUUCCUUUCCCAGUCCAGCCUGUUUUUGUGGUGUCUGUUGCCGGUCUCACCCAAGCUUGCGUUCUUGUGGUUUGAGUGUUUUUGUGUGGAUCAGUGUGUUAAGACCUGCAGAACUUAAGUGGUGGUGUUCAAUUGGUUCGACAGGGCAGUGAUCUAGCAUUAGUGGUUUGUGGUAAGCAGAGAAGUGAUGGCUGCUUUUAAGUUGGAUUUCCUCCCAGAAAUGAUGGUGGAUCAUUGCUCCUUGAAUGCCAAUCCUAUGUAAGUAUUUUGUUUUCAUAGUUAAUCUACAUUGAUGCUGAUUGCUUUGAAUUUGUUGUUUUGAAGGUGAUUGGUGGUGGUGGGAUUUGCUUAAUGUCCUGUAUUAAAGAACCAAACCAGGAAUGAAGACCCUAGAGUUAACUUGUGAAAGCGAGCCAUAAUAUUCUUAGAGUUUACACAUUUUGAUCCAGAACUAUUAAGGGUAGUAGCCAAAAUAUUGCAUCCAUCAUCAGAUCCUGUUCCACAUGGGCUAAUUUUAGAGUGGGAUACUUAAGAGACAACUAAAUAGAAAUUCUGCACUAUAUUGGAUAUAUCUCUGCUGUUUAGACAGGAAUGCUAUAGGCACCUGUUCGUAAAAUUUUAUCACUUGAGAUUUGUAACUAUAACAUUUUUAGCAUGGUAGAUAUUGCAGUUUUACAUAUGAAUUUUUUCUUUGUGAAAAGGAACCUUAAUAUAGGUCAAACACAACAAUAAAAAUGACUGACCAAAAUUAAAUGCUACUAAUAUAUUUAGCUAUAAUGCGUUCUUCAAAUGUGCAUGAUUUUCUGUUGAGGUACUAGCUUCAUCGGAAUAAACUGGUUUCAGGUAAGUGCGGGACUGCAUUAAGCAUUUAUUUGAUUUUUAUCUAGGAGGAUCCACAAGGUGCUUUACAUAAAACAUAAUUACGUAAGGACUGCCUCUGCUCCUUCCAACACAUAACAUUGGAUUGGGAUAACAAUGAAAUAUCCAUAAUAGAAGCUCAAAGAAAAUGAAUGGCACACUGGAUCAUCCUGACCAGCCAGACAUAGAUGCCAUUAAGAUGUUUGUGGGCCAGGUCCCACGGAGUUGGUCUGAAAAAGAUUUGCGAGAACUAUUUGAACAGUAUGGUGCUGUCUAUGAAAUUAAUGUCCUGCGGGACAGGAGCCAAAACCCUCCUCAGAGCAAAGGGUGCUGUUUUGUUACAUUUUAUACCCGUAAAGCUGCACUAGAAGCACAGAAUGCUCUUCAUAAUAUGAAGAUCCUCCCAGGGAUGCACCACCCCAUCCAAAUGAAGCCAGCUGACAGUGAAAAGAAUAAUGCAGUGGAAGAUAGGAAACUAUUCAUUGGGAUGAUCUCAAAGAAGUGCAAUGAAAAUGAUAUCAGAGUGAUGUUUUCCUCCUUUGGACAAAUUGAAGAAUGCAGAAUUCUCCGGGGUCCUGAUGGCCUAAGCCGAGGUUGUGCUUUUGUGACUUUCACAACAAGAGCUAUGGCGCAAACAGCAAUCAAAGCAAUGCAUCAAGCACAGACCAUGGAGGGAUGCUCUUCUCCCAUCGUAGUGAAAUUUGCAGAUACCCAGAAGGAUAAAGAACAGAAGCGAAUUGCACAGCAGCUCCAGCAACAGAUGCAACAGAUCAGUGCUGCCUCUGUUUGGGGAAACCUGGCUGGACUGAACACACUUGGACCCCAGUACUUAGCACUUUAUUUACAGCUCCUUCAGCAGACAGCAGCUGCCUCCUCUGGGAAUCUGAACACACUGGGCAAUCUUCAUCCCAUGGGAGGGUUGAAUGCGAUGCAGUUACAGAACUUAGCUGCAUUAGCAGCUGCAGCAAGCGCAGCUCAGAGUACACCAAGUGGUACAACUGCACUCAAUUCUUCCAACAGCCCUUUAAGUGUGCUCACAAGUUCAGGUAUUGAUAGAUUCACUUGCCAGCUCACCAGAGCAGGUUCAUCGCCCAGUUCCAGUAGCAGCUCCUCUGUUAACCCAAUGGCUUCUCUUGGGGCACUUCAAACCUUGGCAGGGGCUACUGCAGGCCUCAAUGUUGGCUCUUUAGCAGGAAUGGCAGCGUUAAAUGGUGGGCUAGGCAGUGGUGGCCUUUCAAAUGGCACAGGGAGCACGAUGGAGGCCUUAACUCAGGCCUACUCCGGGAUCCAGCAGUAUGCCGCUGCUGCACUGCCCACACUCUACAACCAGAGUCUGUUAACGCAGCAGAGUAUUGGUGCAGCAGGAAGUCAAAAGGAAGGUCCAGAAGGAGCCAAUCUGUUCAUCUACCACCUCCCCCAGGAAUUUGGGGACCAAGACCUUCUGCAGAUGUUCAUGCCUUUUGGGAAUGUCGUCUCUGCCAAGGUUUUCAUUGAUAAGCAGACCAAUCUGAGCAAAUGUUUUGGUUUUGUAAGUUAUGACAAUCCAGUCUCUGCACAGGCUGCCAUCCAGUCAAUGAAUGGAUUUCAGAUUGGCAUGAAACGACUGAAAGUACAGCUCAAGCGCUCUAAGAAUGACAGCAAGCCAUACUGAGCGCCCCUCCCCUUUGGAACUGGAGUGAGAAGGAUCUUCUGGUAAGUUGGGGAGGAGUGCGCAUAGUGAUUCAGAAACUCUUUAAGGCUGUAUUUUUACAGUCACAGAAGCUGAUUGAUGUCAUUCUAUCUGGCACCUCUUCCCCUGAAGACUCGGCUGCAGCCUCUACUGGGAAUUCUUCGGAUGGAGGACAAGUUUGUGCUUUUGUUUCCAGUGUUUUACUUUGGAGUUUAGGUGCCAUAUCGCUUUUUUUUAAAGUUUGCUGUGUUUGUAACCAGUGUGUUUUGAGAAGGACCAAUGCCAGCCACCUUGGGGAGGAAAGGAAAACAGCAGAUGCAAUUGGAACUGACACUGCAUGACUUAGACAUGAGGAAGAGGAGAAAGAACUUGCCAGAACCCAAGUGAUAUUCAUGAAAAGCGGGGAGUGAGAUGAUCUAGUUCCAAACCACUUGGUGGCUGGUUAGUAAAUAGACCCUACAAAACCUUGCCAAACUCUCAUUUUCCCAGAUUUACUUAGCUAAUGCCUUAUGUGAGGACUUCGUACAGAAUAAUUCACUAGUGCAGGAGAAAAGUAGCUGGGCAAAAAUAUUCAUGUGUUGAAGGAAAACUGCAGUGAUGAGAAUGCUACAGUACAUCUCUGUAGUGUAGUGAGUCUGGCUGCAGCAUAAAAAUGAACUAACAACAUUUUUUGAUCAAACAUUUACAGUCCAGCCAGAGCAGCAAUUUAAAAAUUAGGCACAGCCAAACCAGUCAAUUUAAUGCAGAUGUCUUAACUUAUGAUCUGCUGUAAAUUCUAUUGUAUUUUGCAGAUUUUCUGUAUUGCUUCUUACUGUACAUAAAGAUGCAACUAGAAUCAGUACUCAUAAAGUACAGCUUAAACCCUCCUUAGUACUAAACUGACAGAUGGCUUGUAAAUAAGUUCACAUUGCUCUGAUUUCUGGCAUUCUGCUCUUUUGCACACUUUCUGCAUGUGAGUGUCCAGAAUAAUACAGUCCCAAAGGACUUUUUUCUUACUUUUUUCAUCCAAACUACCGUUAUGCUACAUUGCAGUUUUCCUUUGAAUGCAUGUGCCAUUGUAAAGCAUUAAGGUACAUGCAAAAGGCUGAACCUGCACACAAUCUUGAUCCUGCCUUUAUAUUGUUUGUAGUCCAAUACACAGUUACUCAACAGUGAAAUUUAUUCCCUUGGUAAUACACACCUGCUUUUUUGCAUGUGUGUUUGCCAAUGUGUUAAAGGAAUUUUUGUGCACACUGACAACAUGAGUCUAACAAGAUGUUUUAACUUUCUGGCCUGAGCAGUGGCAAGGUCGAUAAAGAAUAUAACCCUAGAAUCACAAAAGCCAUCUCUGUUCAUGGGGAAAUUUACAGCAUUAUGCAGAGAUUCAAUAUACUCUUACUUCCACAGUAUAUACUCUUUCCCAUAUCAUCAUGCUUUUUCACAGUACACCAGUCAACUCACAGGUUUUGUGCUUGGAAAUUAGGUAUUUAGGGGGAGAAGGAAACAGAUUAAAAUAACAUUAGCUUUCAAUUCAUUCCCAUCAGGAAGAGCCACACAAUUCAUCAAGCUUUAAAUGCUAUUUCAGAAGUUCUGGGCAUAAUAAAGCUUAGUAGGAGAAUCCAACAUGACCAGGGACUGGGUCCCCUGGUCUGUUAAACCUCAGAAGUAUAAAUUGUGUAAGGCCAUCCAUCUCAGGCCAUGUGAAAUUUUUGGAUGAAUUUGGAAGUUUGGUUGUCACAAACGUAUCUGUAAUCUUGCUGGGUGGCAUUAUAUAAACUUUUAACUGUCAGUAUUAUACGCAUACAUAGCAGUGGCAAAAAGACUGAACAGUCAGGCUGCCAAAUUUCCCAUUUAUGCUGGCAUAUGGUAUCCUUCUGUGUUGAAUAUUUAGGUCUAUUCAGAAGCAUAUGCAUACACUUAGGUGAACUGUAUACACUGAAUUUUGUGCACUAGGAAAAGUUGUGUCCUGAUAUUCUGAGGGGGGAAAAGUGUUGGAGUGUUGAGGCUUCCAGAGUUGUCAUGGGAUUUUUUUUUAUAAAUAAUAUACUUUUCAGGAAAAAAAUGGUCAUGGUUGGGAGCAGCUGCUCCAGGUGCAACCUGAUAUAGCCAAGAAUGUUGUUUCUAUUUUUAUAGAAGUUUUAUACUGCUCUAGGAUGGAGAAUAUUUAUUAUCUAAAUUAUUUCACUGGAAAUGACCAGGGUUUGCAUAAUCCUGAAUGUGAUUGUGUUACACAUACAUACAACAAUGUACAUGAUUGAAACUACUGACUUUUUGGUGGCCUGUUUGCAGAUGGACAAACUGCUAAAUAGGAAAAGAAUUAAUGCUGUGAACUAGUGGAGGGGGAAAGCUGUGCUCAAGUUUCUCUAUAGUCACUCCUCCCAGUACCUCCUCUGUCCCCUUCCUCCUCUCCUAGUUCCUUGUUUGUUUCUCCUUUGGCCACCCAUUUUGUCUUCUCUGAAUAAUGUGUUCUGUCACUCUUUAUUUAAUGGUCAUAAUUUUCAUAACCUAUCUGUACACUCUCAUUAUGGCCCCCAUGAAUUAAAUCAUCAUCCACUGAAUUAACAAGAUAACAGCUAUAAUAUUUUCAAAGAAGUAUGAAUCAUGUGAGUGAAUGUCCUUAUCCCAAGUGAUGCUGUUACUAAAGUACAAAUAUCCAUGUUAAAGUCCAAAAAUCAAACAUUUGGAAUAUAUUGGUAAAGUUCUUGUGCCUUCAGUGCUGCUUCUCUGAGUUACUUUAGCUGGAAUACUUGAACCAAACUAUGCCUUUCUCCUCAGUUCCACUUGAUCUAUUGAUCUGGCUAUGCAUGUUUUUCAGAUCACAUAAUAAAUUAAUUAUCUGGGGUAGGUUCUCUAAUGGAAAAAGAUAUAUAUCUAACAUGUCACACUGCUUUCCAGUCUUGAUCCAAUCUGUCAUGUGUGUUGUUUUUCUGCUUAAUUUAUUCCUUCCCCACCUUCCCUUUCUAGUUUUGAGCUGUUACUUUGGCAGGAAGCCCUGGAUAUUAUCAUGUGUUCUGUCCUUCUGAAACAAAUCAGAUUGGUCAUCUGUGUUUAGACCAGUGCAACAAAUAGAUCAUAUUGAAAAGCAUACUGAUUAGUUGUGCUGUAUCAAAAUAGCUAUACAUCAAAUUAUAUUUAACCAUGAACAUAAUUUUAGGUGCAUUUUAGAUUAAAAUAGAAUAGAAUUGAGUCUUCAAAUAUAUGGAGACAUCAGACUGGAAUGAAUAAAGAAAAACAUGUUAUACUAAAAAGUAUUGCAUGCAGGCAGUAUUCAUGAGGCAAAUAAUAGAAGUAUCACUUUCCAAAAAAGCCUUAUUUUUAUAAAAAAUAAGAAAAGAUAGACUCUUGUCAGUUGCUGAUGGAUUUGCUGUAUGAGCAUAUGGAUUUUCUUUGUGACUCUUUCACCUGUGAGUGUGCCUUGCUGAUGCUUGUGAAUGUGUGGAUUUGCUGGUGCAAGAGAGAUUCUGUCUGGUAUACUUCAUAUUAGGAAUGAAAGUCCCAACAAUACUGUUUGUUAGCCUGACAUAGUUAACUUCUGUAAACUUCUCAUUCCCUCAUUAAAUGCACUGGGUUUGAUCCACAGUCUGCCCCCACCAGUGGGAACACUCCCCAAGUGAAGUUCAUCUCAGGACAUGCCAGUUGGAAGGCAGUUUUUGCCAAUCCCUCUUCCUUCCACAGGCUCCAAUGACACCUUCACUGUUCCAGGGUGCGGGAGGUAUAGGGGACUGUAGGAGGAGUGUAAUAAGUAAAGAUAACUUCGUUGCCUGCUUGGACAGCAGAAAUGUUCCUCUCUUAUCAGAAGGCCUCUCCUGAUAAGAGCCCUUCUGUCUGUGGAACAGACUUUGGGUCUGAGCCAAUGUUUUCUCAACCAAAGCAAUGUUCAAAUCAACUAUAGUAGCAUAGCCUAAUACUUGUCAAAAUAAAUAACAGGUCAUGAUCCAUUUAGAAUAGGAUAGCACGGGAGGACGUUAUAGGGUCACUGACUGUAAAUAUAAUUGUUAAAACAGGAUGUCAGGAAGUACCUUUGAGAGCAAAUGGAAGAGAAUUUAGGGUAGAUCUAAGUACAUUUUCCCCAGUAAUCACAUGCUGCCUCAGUUUUUUGUGUACACCAUCUCAUUAACAGAUUGCAUAAAUGUAUUUGUCCUUGCAAAUUAUGUCUUUUGUGUUAUGCCCUCUAUUAGAGAUUCUGUCAGCUCUAAAAAUCUCUCUCGAGUUGUUUUGGACAAAAUACCUUCCAUUCAAGCUGGCAACAGUGACUGUAGAACUUCUGAGAGUCCAGAAUUCCUCCUCACAAAAUCAGGGAGCAGGAUUUAUUUAUGGAAAGAGUUGCAAAAAGUUUAUUUGCAGGUAUCAUAGUAAAAAGGGCUCAGCUAAGGCAAGUCCUACUUGCUGUCAAGUCUUAAUUCCUUCCUAUUUCAUAGGGGUUUCAGUUCCACCUUAUGCCACUUUUUUGGUUCUCCUUGUUUCCUAAAGAAUAACUGAAACAAAGAGGAUGGAUUACUUGGGCUGCAACUGCCUAAGCAGGAAAAAAGAAAGUAUCUCAAGUAUCAAUCCCCCAGUGAUUCUUUGUCUCCCGUCUCUGAGAAACUGAACCUCCCUGGAACUACAUUUUACGGAGUCAGGUUCCAGUGAAGGGAGCUAACUGUGUUGUCUUCCUUGAGCAGAGGUAGAAGGAACACUGGCUCAGGGCUGUGAUGAAAGCAUAGCCACUAUGUGCCACUGUGCCAUAGUCCCUUCUGUAGCCAGUGUCUAAAGGGAAUCCUAGGUCUCUGCUUCAAUUUGAUUUCCAGCAGUUGUUCUCAUUUAUUCAGAGUCUUACACACUUCACUUUUUACUUGUUCAUUGUCGGCAUGUGCUGCCCUCCCCUGUCAACUCCCCUCCCCGAGAGGUCUCAUUGUACAGUGCCCAUUCCUGUUCUCUCUCUCUCUCUCUCUCUCUCUGUUUGGAUGUACUGCUCUGUGUAACUCAGUGGGUCUCCUUCUUUCUGGUUUGUUUUUUUUUCUAGAUUCCUGCCGUUUGUUCAUCGUUGUGCCUAAAGCAUGUCGAUGUGGCGUUCAAGUACAUCGUCCAAAUCCUUGUCUCUUCAGCUUCUCUGAUGCUUGAACUCUCACCUUUUGACCUUGUGUUGACUUUUGAUGCUGAUGUGUAUUUUUAUUAUGUUUGUUUCUUCUUUCUUUUUUCUUUAAUCUUUUUUUCUUUUUUUCUUUUUUUGUGCUGCCAAAUUGGUUUUGCUAGAAAGACUGCUGAAGGGGAAUAUUUAAACUUGCAUUUGAAUAUAAAAGAAUUCUAUUUUUCUAGAACUUCGUAAGAUAACCACUUGAUUUUGUGAUUCUGAUUCUUUGUAAUUGUCUUCAGAGCAGCCUUGCUAGCAUACCUUGUGGAGUAUUUGUAUUUCUGUGAACAUACAGCCAAUCACUUUCUAGGCUUAGUUUUUUCUGUGUGCUUAGUUUUAAAACAAAUCUUUGAAGGAAAAAGUAAAACGAUGCAACUUAAAACUUUCAGGAGGCUUCUGGUCACACUUUGCUGAAUCUACUUUCUGUGCUUGAGGAGACAGCAUGUAUUCUUUGACUUGAGUAGCCUCAGCAGAAAACACUUGAACUACACUUUCUCCUGAUUGUAGCUGCAUUUUUGCCCUGGCACUUACUGCUUUUUCCUUCCUGUGUGAUUAUCAGCCUUUGUCUGCAGUGAAAGUUUAAUCAAAGUUGGUGUUGUAUUUUGUUAAACCCUAGCAUGCUUAGUUUUUUGUAACUACAAUCUCCUCAGCAAAAUGUGAGAUUUUGUUUGUUUUUUUCCUUUAAAAACUCAAAUAAUGCCCUUGUAAACGUUUUGCAUGUUUCCUGCUGUGUUCUUCACAAUCUUGUAUAUAUACACCCUUCACCUCUGUUUUCUAUAGUUUGUGCAAAAACUGAGCAAUUUAAUAGGUUUCAAAGCUGUCCUUUUUGGGAUGCCAGACUUGUGGUCAUAUGUCACGUCAGGACAUCUCCUGUGCAUUUAGACUGCUCUACACAGUAUCUACACCUUGCUCUAUCAUCACAGCUAUGGAAAGGUCUCAGGGGGCUUGAUUGCACUGUUCUGGUGGUGGUAGUGGUGAUGGUGGCAGCAGGGAUAGAAGUUCAACAGAAAGAUGUGGGAUGUUUGCAGUAAUAUUGCUUCUAAGAUCCAUUGGAGCUCCAACUCCUUUGGAGUAGCCUUAAUUUGUACCACUUGUUUAAUAUGUGGCUUGCUUUGUGAGAUUUAACAGCAUCAAAUCUCAGUGGAUUGAAGCACGAUUGCUCUCCAGUCUUUACACUUGAAGUAGCAUGUUCUGUAUAUCCCAUAGAAGGAACCUGUAAUCCUAGACACAAAACUGCUGGCUCUUUCUCCAAGUGACAAGCACAAUAUAACAGCCUAUUAGCUGUUACCUAACAGGGUACCAACCCCGGCUCCUUUUCUCAGGGGCCUUAGCUGGGGAUCUCCUCAAUGGAGACUUUUUUUUUUAGUUUUUGUUCUUAAAUUGGGUAAGGAGUCAUGCAGUUUUUCUUUUUUCUUCCUUCCCCCUUUCUUUUCCUCCCCCCUCCCCCCCCCAUUGCUUUCUGGCCUGAUGAAGAAAUAGGACAGAUUAUCCUUCUUUGGGAGACAUGCUUCAGCCUUGCUGCAUGUAUAACCUACUGUAGAAGCUGAGACUUUAGUACUGGGUUUAGCAGCACCUGCAAGAAAUUCCUGUAGUAGGUGCCAAAUCACAAGGAGCAAAGAAGUAGGGAAGCUAGGAUGGAACUUCAACGAGAAGGAGGAGUGUGAAGCAAAACAUAUGAAGAGUUAGGGGUGUAUAAGAGACCUAUCUAGGCCAUAUAGAAUGUUAGUUUGUUCUACUGGGGACAAAAAAGCCCCCACCCUAUUUUUGGGUGGGUAAUAUUUCUCCAUGCUUGGUAGAUAAAUAUGCAUUAGGUAGCUUUUCCUCAGCUUUGAGAUGAUCACCUUUUGAGGGUGAACGUUGCUUGAAAAGGGAUAUGGCUGUAUUAUCUGGGGGUACAGCUGUGAGAUGGUUGCUCAUAGGCUUACAGUCACAAUGCACAGGGAUGUCUGAUGGCAGGGAGGCCGAGACCCUGCAAUGUAUUGAUUAAUUUUGCCAAUACAUUUCUUUACAAUGUGCGUACAGUUUCAUGAGGAACUCUGGAGAAUCCUGUGGAAAAAAGUCUCUGGAGAAAACCAAAAUGCCAAACAUUGGAUGUUCCUUUUCUUUCUUCUUUCCUUUCUUUCUUUGGUUGUUUUAAUUAUUCUGUGGUGGUUUUAAUGAAUUUGAGACAGUAAAGCAGCAGCUGCCUUUUAUUUCUGGCUGCUUUUUGUGAAUAAUUUAAAAAAAAAAGAAAAUUUACAUUUUGGAAACAAACCUGUGGGCUUUUUUAUUGGUACAAACAUUGUAUUUAACACUAGGGGUUUUGUACAGUUUUUUGCCUUUUCUACUAGAAAACAAUGUAAAGUGAUUCACAAAUGUGACAAGAAAACAAAUUGCCACUAUGACCAAAUGUAGAGUCUGUUCUGCAGUAACAGGAUUUAAUCAACUCAAAGUCGUGAUUCUGUUGUAGCAAUGCUUUUCUUUAUCUUGUUUGAGCUGUUCCUUUUUUCUUGUUUGGUUUGCAAAACAAAAUGUCUUUUUUGUGUGAAAUUGUGUUGUACUCUGUAGAAAAUUAUGGAUUUUUCUUUAAUGGUUUAAAAAAAUAACAGAAGCACAUGUUGCUUUUCUGAUCACGGAGUUUGUGUAGUGGAUUUAAAAAUGAAAGUUUUGUUACAAGUUUGGAACAAGCAAAUAUGUAUUAUGGAAUUUUCUUCCUUUUGUGUGUGAUUUCUUUUUGUCCCACUGGGGAACUUAAAGCUGUUUUAAUUGCACAGACACACAGACAAGAAGUCAUUUUGUAUAUGCCAAGUGUGGUACCUCCCUUUGUUUAUUUGCUAUUAAACUGUUUGAGAAGAA